This is a messenger RNA of Microthlaspi erraticum, 465 nucleotides long. NCBI's taxonomy places the organism in Eukaryota, Viridiplantae, Streptophyta, Magnoliopsida, Brassicales, Brassicaceae. The record is from the annotation of a GenBank genome assembly.
AUGGGCGAGACUCAACAACAAGAACUCACGCAAGAACAGAUAAUGGAGUUCAAAGAGGCGUUUUGUCUGUUCGACAAAGAUGGCGAUGGCUGCAUCACUGCUGAUGAACUUGCCACUGUGAUCCGCUCGUUGGAUCAGAACCCGACCGAACAAGAACUUCAAGAUAUGAUCAGUGAGAUCGACUCCGAUGGCAACGGCACCAUCGAAUUCUCUGAGUUUCUCAACCUCAUGGCCAACAAAAUCCAGGAGACUGAUGUAGAUGAAGAGCUGAAAGAAGCAUUCAAAGUGUUUGACAAAGACCAAAAUGGUUACAUCUCUGCCAGUGAGUUGAGGCAUGUGAUGAUCAAUCUUGGGGAGAAGCUAACAGAUGAAGAGGUUCAUCAGAUGAUAAAGGAGGCAGAUUUGGAUGGUGAUGGUCAAGUCAAUUAUGAUGAGUUUGUGAGGAUGAUGAUGACCAGCGGUUAA